AUGCUGCCGCUCGGUCUGAUGCUGCUGCUGUUGACGGCGGCUGCCGCCGACCUGUCCGUGACGGGCUCUCCGCCGCUCCGGGGGCCGGGGCUCGGCUUCUCUCCGCCGGUGUCCGCCUCUGCCUCCGCCCCACCGCUCCUCCUCCACCCGCAGCCCCGAGCAGAAUACGGGGCGCCCGGUGUCGCCUUGGCCCGGUCCGCGGUGGAGGAGCCGGCCGGCCCCGCGGAGGAGGAAGAGGGGGGGCAGCACCAUCAUCAAGGCGGCGGGUACCGGGUGGUCCAGUGGGAGUGGAGCUACGUCCAGACCCCGUACAUCAUCGCUAUCUGGCUGCUGGUGGCCAGCGUGGCCAAGAUCUUGUUCCACUUCUCCCAGCGCUUCACCACCGUGGUCCCAGAGAGCUGCAUGCUGAUCCUGCUGGGUCUGGUCCUGGGCGGGGUCGUCCUCAUAGCCAAUAAGAAGCAGCUGUAUCAGCUGGAGCCCGCCCUCUUCUUCCUCUUCCUGCUGCCGACCAUCGUGGGCGACGCCGGCUACUUCAUGCCGGCCCGCCUCUUCUUCGACAACCUGGGAGCCAUCCUGACGUAUGCUGUGGUGGGAACACUGUGGAACGCCUUCUGCACCGGCUUCUGUUUGUACGCCGCCAAACUGCUGGGGGUCAUAGAUGAGCGUGUGCAGGCCGACCUGAUGGACUUCCUGUUGUUCGGAGCGCUGAUCUCGGCCGUCGACCCGGUGGCGGUGCUCGCUGUGUUUGAGGAAGUUCACGUCAACGACAUGCUCUUCAUCAUCGUGUUCGGGGAGUCGCUGCUCAACGAUGCCGUCACCGUGGUCUUGUAUAAAGUCUACAUCUCCUUUGUGGAGGUGGGGCCAGCCAACGUUCAGACGGCUGAUUACUUCAAAGGAGUCGCCUCCUUCCUCAUCGUCAGUAUCGGGGGGACUCUGGUGGGUCUGGUCUUCGCAGUCAUCCUCGGCUUCAUCACUCGCUUCACCAAGAAGGUUCGAAUCAUCGAGCCGCUCUUCGUCUUCCUGCUGGUCUACCUGGCGUACCUGACCGCUGAGCUCUUCUCCCUGUCUGCCAUCCUGUCGAUGACCUUCUGUGGCAUCGGAGCCAAUAAAUACGUGGAGGCCAACAUUUCCCAGAAGUCUCGGACCACGGUGAAGUACACGAUGAAGACUCUGGCCAGCAUCGCCGAGACCAUCAUCUUCAUCUUCCUCGGGAUCUCAGCCGUGGACAAGUCCAAGUGGGCCUGGGACACCGGCCUGGUGUCCUGCACCCUCAUCUUCAUCUUCGUCUUCAGAGCCGUCGGUGUGAUUGGUCAGACCUGGGUCCUGAACCGCUUCCGGCUGGUUCCUCUGGACAAGAUCGACCAGGUGGUGAUGUCAUACGGCGGCCUGCGGGGAGCGGUGGCGUUCGCUUUGGUGGUGCUGCUGGAUGGCAAGCAUGUCAAAGCCAAAGAUUACUUUGUCGCCACGACGAUCGUGGUCGUCUUCUUCACAGUCAUGUUCCAGGGUCUGACCAUCAAACCUCUGGUCAAGUGGCUCAAAGUUCCUCGUUCCACCAGCAGGAAGCCGACCAUCAACGAGGAGAUACAUGAGAGGGCCUUUGACCACAUCCUGACAGCAGUGGAGGACAUUGCAGGGCUGCAGGGAUACCACCACUGGAGAGACAAGUGGGAGCAGUUUGAUAAGAACUACCUGAGCAAGCUGCUGCUCAGGAAGUCUGUGUACAGGAAGAGCGAGCUCUGGGAGGCCUAUCAGAAGAUCAACAUCAGAGACGCCAUCAGUGUCAUCGACCAGGGUGGGAACGUCCUGACCUCAGCCAGACUGUCUCUGCCCUCCAUGGCCAGCAGAGCCUCUUUCCCUGAGGUCACCAACGUCACCAACUACCUGCGUGAGAAUGGCAGCGGUGUGUGUCUGGACCUCCAAGUAAUCGAUAACGUCCCCGGAGCGAAAGUGGAGGAGGACACCGAGACACACCACGUCCUCGCAGAGAACCUGUACAAACCCAGGAGACGGUAUCAGUCCCACUACAGCCGACACUUCAUGCCUCUGGGGGAGAAGGAGCGUCAGGACCGGGAGGUGUUUCAGAGGAACAUGAGGAGCCGCAUGGAGACGUUCAAGUCCACCAGAUAUAAACGACACAAGAAGGAGCGCAGCCUCAAGAAGCGGCGAGGAUCCGACGCCAAGGAGGACGGUAGCGACAAACCCAGACGCAACGUCAGCUGGCAGGACAAAGAUCCAGCUGUGAUUCCGGUGGAGGAUAAAGCCGAACACUCAGACGCAGAGAAGGAGGACGACGUCGGGAUCACCUUUGUAGCUCGUAAGGCUGAGACGCCUAAACAACGACCAAAGUCAGUCCCAGCAGCUCUGGACGGGUGUCAGAGCCCGACCGCCGCCCCCCCCUCGCCCACCAGCGGAGACAGCCACCUACCGUGGAAGGGCAGCGUGGGCUCGCCCCCCCCUUGUGUGUCUGUGGAGGCCACAAAGAUCAUCCCUGUGGACCUGCAGCAGGCCUGGAACCAGAGUAUCUCCUCCCUCGAGAGCAUUUCAUCCCCUCCCGCCCCCGCUGAGCCCGUCCACCCCCGGGUCAGCGCCCUCUCCAGACUGGGAGGCCCCCGCCCGGCCUCCUACACCCCGCCGGGCAGUGUUGGGGGCAGCACCUCCUCCAUCGGAGCCCAGGUGUCGCAGGGCUCCUUUUGCUUUCCAGAGAAGAAGAAGACGGAGGAGGAAGAAGAGGAGGAGGACGAGGGGGGGGCGCUGCAGGAGAUGCAGCCACUCAUGUCAUCUCUGAGGCCCCCCAGCUCCCUGUCGUCCCCGCCUCCUCCACCGGGCUCCGCCCCUGGCUCAGGGAGGAGGAGGAACCCCUGUGUCUACUUGAGGAGCCUGGUGACAGCGCCCCCCCCUAGCAGCAGUGAGCCGUACAGCCGAGGCCCCACCCAGCUGUAA
Molecule: messenger RNA, 2940 nt
Organism: Seriola dumerili (greater amberjack)
Lineage: Eukaryota; Metazoa; Chordata; Actinopteri; Carangiformes; Carangidae
Gene: slc9a5
Product: solute carrier family 9 member A5
Exons: 16
Coding region: 1-2940 (979 amino acids)
Biological process (GO): sodium ion transport; proton transmembrane transport; regulation of pH
Cellular component (GO): membrane
Molecular function (GO): sodium:proton antiporter activity
Source: RefSeq, a predicted model, not a curated record